AUGCGGCGUGGCGGCGCACAGGCGCCCCUUACUGCCUUUGUGCCAAAUUUGAGUAUCAACAGGAGCGGGGCCUCGCCAAACGAUCGCACGAACUUGGACGUUUCGGGCAAUGAUCGGCAAGGCCCAUCCACGGCCAACACCACAACAAAUGCGGGAGGACCGCGCUGCUGGAAUGCGUUUGCCAGCGCCGCCACCUCCUCCGACAGCAACCACAACAAUAAUAGCAGCAGAUACACAAACAACAAUGACACAAUAAGUGGGUAUGAUCAGAGCUCUCCCACGCCACACAACGCUAGCGUGUUUCUGCCUGCGGAAGCAUCGGGGGCGAAAAGGGUUGAGAUUGGCCUUCACUCGUCGCGACCGGAUGACGCGUCCAACGGGAACAUUAUUAAGGGCUACGCCAGCGCCAGAAGCAACAAAGACAGUGGGAGGAUGAACAGGCGCAUCAACGUUAGUAGCAGUGGUGGCGGUGGUUCCACCUUUGCCACUCACGUUGAUACGCGCGGUGCGGUUGCACGAUGCGGAUGGGGCAUGAGCCACAGUAGAUCGCAUGAUAACGCCCAAAGCAUUUUUGCGCCUGGGAGUGCAGGUCGAGCCCCGCGUCGCGAUGCGGAACGAAUUCCGCUUAGAACACCGUCUUCCUCGUCCUUGAAUGAUGAUGAUUCCUCCUCCUCCUCUUCAUUCGCACCAGAAGCUUCGGAAUUGUCGUUGACGGAGUCGGUUCUCCUUGACUUUGACGCGGAACCUGUUGUGCCACCAGGGGUCUUGAGUGCAUCCCAACCCUGUGGCUUUGCAUGGAUACGGCACCCGUGUCACACCAUCGUCCUGAGCCUACUUCGAAGCCGCGACCUCUUUCUGCCACGCUACGCCGAUCUUGCCGAGUACCACAUGUCAGAGGUGUUUCUCCACUACAUUAGCCUCUGUUGCCAGGGGGCGUACUUCGUCCGCUACGAGACCAAGUCUUCGCCGAAGGAACGUUUCUUCAGUAUCCGCAUGUUGCCCCGUGACAUGACAACACGACACUCGGAGAAGAUUCCGUAUUUGGCCUGGACCAUGCAUCGCACGGGAGUUCAGCUGGCAGGCUGUGUCCCGUUAGAACAGCUUGUGGGAAUCACGGUAAAUACGCGCUCGGCGUCGUUUCACCCACACAUGCUGUCCUUGCGCACAAUAGUAGGACCACGGGUGGACAACCACCGUGUGAAGCUUCCGACCGAGGGCGCCUUUUCCCUUUGGUUCACUGCCCGCCGCCAUGGCACCGCGAUAAGUGUAGACAUCCUCACAUGCAACUCAAUCGUAUUAGACAUUUGGACAAAGGCGUUUAAGGGUCUAGUAAGCGUGAACAGUUCUUCUGUUGUGCAGGUGCCCCUCACAAGUGCGGGUGGCUCCGCUGGAUUGGAGGAGUUGACAAAAGAGGCUCAGCAGCAGUUGAAGAAUGGUAUUCAGUAG
Trypanosoma conorhini is the source of this 1446-nucleotide messenger RNA. RefSeq lists its product as uncharacterized. The coding region runs from base 1 to 1446 and encodes 481 amino acids. NCBI's taxonomy places the organism in Eukaryota, Euglenozoa, Kinetoplastea, Trypanosomatida, Trypanosomatidae. The transcript has a single exon. The record is from RefSeq and is a predicted model, not a curated record.